Molecule: messenger RNA, 2439 nt
Organism: Porites evermanni
Lineage: Eukaryota; Metazoa; Cnidaria; Anthozoa; Scleractinia; Poritidae
Source: the annotation of a GenBank genome assembly
AUGCAGCCGUCAACAGGUCUUUGUCACACCCGCCAGAAAAAUACAGAAAAAAUUUCAGGACAUGCCAGCAAUUCAGAAGAAGACAAAAUUGAAGCUGUGGAAGCCCACCUGAAUCAUCUCAGAAAAGCCAAACGAGAACGAGAAAUAUAUAAUUCUGCUAUUGAUGUUAGUAAACAUUUUCUAAAGGGUCACCCAAACAUCACACUUCUUUCACCCAGUCAUCCCUGUUCUUUGCAAGGGACUGUGCACUAUUCUUAUGAUUAUGCCCAACAAGUGCACUAUCCUAGCAAUCCUCAACAAGUGGGUUCCAUUUACUUUAAAACGGCAAGAAAAUGCGGUAUAUUCGGCAUGUGCUGCAAAGCUAUACCGCGUCAAAUGAAUUAUUUUAUUGAUGAGUCAGUUGCAACUGGAAAAGGUGCAAACACGACAAUCAGUUACAUACACGAUUUUCUUUAAAACCAUGGAGCUGGUGAAAUAGAUGUUCACUUUCAUGCGGACAACUGAGGUGGCCAGAACAAAAACAACUAUGUUCUCUGGUACUGGUGCUGGCGUUGCAUCCAUGGUCAGCAUGAAAACAUAACAUAUUCUUUUUUGGUGGCAGACCACACCAAAUUUAGCCCUGACUGGUGCUUUGGGCUGAUGAAGCAACAGAUUAGAAGAACAUUAGUGUCACAUUACAACUUCACGCCGAUUUAAGUGUGUAUUUCAGAAAUGGGCAUAACCGCUGGAUUUUGUACCAUGAAGGCUCAAUUUAUUCCUCCGGACUUUCCCUUCAAGAGUGCUCGUUUUGACUCGGUUCAAAGAAGGUGAGAUUUUAUGGCGGAAGACUCAGAAGCAAAUUCAAAGGAACUGAACAAUGGCUUAAUUAAGCUGCCCAGGGCCGCGAAGUUUGAAAGGUAUCCUUCUGUUCUAAGUGUGUCAAUAAAACUGCAGAGAAUUAUCGCACAUAUUGCAGUAGAAGUUUAUGGAUUUAAGUCUUUCGCAAAACUUCUUCCACUUGGACACGUAUUUUUCAAAAAGGAGAAUUUUGAGAGCUUCAAAAAGAGAUCUUGAACGAGAAAUUUCGACCACUGUGGACCGAGAUUGGAUUUUUUUUCUUGCCGAGGUUUCGAAGUACAAAGCAAGCCGCUGAAGCAUUUUUUUUCUCGCCUAUCGCUUAAUAAAAUCCGGCCGAGAGUUAUCCAUUCAUUCAAUCAUAACAGUUAUUCAUUUCUCCAGAGCAAUGAAACUAUACAAGCGUUUCUACAAAAUUAUUUCCAGGAAUUAUGAACUCCACAAGUUUUGAUCUGUCGAUUACAGCUCUUGUUUUGAUUUUAGAUAUUUCCCGUCUCACUCGACUUCUCCACGAAUCAAGUUGUCAUGCUAAUCGGUGAACUGACAAUACGCGGUUAUUUCGGGCCCUGUAGUCACGUAACUGAAACGAAAGGUUUUGUUCAACAAAAAAAAAACUGAAAGGCAAGCGAAAACGUCCAAAAAAGUGAAACUACACUCUAAUAAAACUGUGUCAUCCCGUUAAAUGCAUUCACCGCUUGCGUUGUUUACAUUUAAAAAAGAGUUGUUCGCUCUUGACUGCAGAGCUACUGAAAGAAUAAAACGUUCUAAUAAAUAACUUCCGCAGCAAUUCUUUAAAACGCCAAUUUAUUUUCAAGGCAAGAGAGUAUUUAAUAAAAAAAAACUAUUGGAUACCAGGUAUUUAUAAGCUUUAAUCAACUUCAAAUUUAUCAGGCUUGUUUCCUUUGUAAUACGGUGCGUGACCGAAAAUAUGUUAUGCAACCACAGUUGUCCGCCACCCUUAAAAGACUUGUAAGCGUUUCCACAGACUGCAGCAAAUUUAACAGGCAAGUCUGAGUAUUAUAAUGGAUAAAUUUAAUACUUAGGUAAUUUAGGUAACAAUGGGGAUUAAAAAGUCAAUCAAGCAACAAAAUUCGAAACAAAAGAGACAUAUCGCACCUAAAUCAAAGGAAUUCCACUCGUGGGAUCUUCGGAAGGUAAUCGACAAUGGCAAGAACAAUAGCCUGAAUAUAUGAAUACUUGAUAACCCCCAAAUUUGGGGUACACACUUAAAUCGGCGUGAAGUUGUAAUGAUCUCUGUUUGACAUCCUGCAGGCCAACGACAAAUCGACCCUCAGCGGAGUGAAUUGUGGCAAGCUGGUUAGGUUGCAUGAUGGAACUGUUCUGGUUAAAACAUAUGACUUGUCAGGCCAUCUUGCUCCUUAUUUCAAAAAGUUAACGGGAAUCAGCAAAUUUCACCACUUUCGCUUCAACAAAAGUUAUCCAGGGAAGGCUUUUUACAAGGAACAUGCAGAUGCAACAGAGGAAGAAUUUCAAAUGUUGAAAGACGCAAGCAUACUCCCUCCCUGUCUCCUUCCUCCACAAGUAUUACCUAGUGGACUUGAUGACAAGCGAAGGAGAUAUCUGCACAAAGAAAUUAGAGAGUUU